This is a messenger RNA of Morone saxatilis (striped sea-bass), 2122 nucleotides long. It is a transcript of the gene dcp2, whose product is annotated as decapping mRNA 2. Gene Ontology annotation, cellular component: cytoplasm; P-body. The record is from RefSeq and is a predicted model, not a curated record. Gene Ontology annotation, biological process: nuclear-transcribed mRNA catabolic process, nonsense-mediated decay; deadenylation-dependent decapping of nuclear-transcribed mRNA. Lineage: Eukaryota; Metazoa; Chordata; Actinopteri; Moronidae. Gene Ontology annotation, molecular function: RNA binding; manganese ion binding; 5'-(N(7)-methylguanosine 5'-triphospho)-[mRNA] hydrolase activity.
UCGGUUCAUCCUGCACAUCCCGAGUGAGGAGAGGGACAACGCUAUUCGGGUGUGCUUCCAGAUUGAGCUGGCCCACUGGUUCUACCUGGACUUCUGCAUGCAGAACAUUCCAGGAGCUCCUCACUGUGGAAUAAGAGACUUUGCCAAAGCAGUCUUCCAUCACUGUCCGUUUCUAUUGCCUCACGGAGAGGAUGUGCAGAAGGUCCUUGAACAGUGGAAGGAAUAUAAAAUGGGUGUACCUACUUAUGGAGCAAUCAUUCUAGAUGAAUCACUUGAAAAGGUGCUGCUUGUUCAGGGCUACCUUGCCAAGUCAGGCUGGGGCUUUCCAAAGGGGAAAGUUAAUGAGGAUGAAGCUCCUCAUGAUUGUGCAGUUCGUGAAGUGUUGGAGGAGACAGGCUUCGACAUUAAAAAUCGCAUCUGCAAAGACAUGUACAUAGAGCAGAAAAUCACUGAUCAGCUAGUGCGUCUGUACAUCAUACCAGGAGUGUCAAAGGAUACCAAAUUCAACCCCAAAACAAGGAAGGAGAUCAGGAACAUUGAAUGGUUUCCUAUUGAGAAGCUCCCAUGUCACAGGAACGACAUGACCCCAAAGUCUAAACUUGGACUUGCCCCCAACAGGUUUUUCAUGGCCAUUCCAUUCAUAAGACCGUUGCGAGAAUGGAUCAGCAGGCUGAAAGGCGAGUCAACAGACAGCGAUGAGGACUUUUCAAACAACGGCAACGCUCCAUGCAAACCCUCAGACAAUGCUCGAACCUAACUUUGAAAGGCAAUGGGAAGAAAUGUCAUGAGUCACCUUAUACAAAGAAAGGAGCCAAUGACAGUGGAGCCAGUAACCAGCAGGUGAAAACCAUUUUAAAAGAAGAUAAAAGAAUUCAACCCAGAAGACUACAAGACAGUUUUGAGAGAGAUGUGGCUCCAUGCAGCUCCAACGAAUACCACAGCAAAGUCUGUGAGCACCUGCUGUCCUCCAAGGCUUUCCUCAAUUUCAAAUUUGACAGAGAGGCCAUCAUGAAAUGUUUUGACUACUGACAAAGCGCUGUGUUUCUCCUGUAACAACAUCAAACUAUGGCCUCUGACACUUUUUACCUUAUAAUCCAGGCAAGGAUGUUACCAAUUAAUUUUUUAAUACCCAGAUUAAUGAUUCAAUCUGCAGGUGAAAACCCAUAGACAAGAGAAACUGCUCAGGCUAACAAUUAGUCUUUUAAAGGCAAAAGAUCAAUAGUUUUAAGAACAUAAUCAGUUCAAAGCACAUGUGAGGUGUCAGUGAAAAUUGCAUACUUUCAGCUGUGUUAUCUUAGUGAAUUUGGGCCGUAAUUCAGUGUAUCAUGUUAAAUAUUGAUUUUAAAAUUUAAUAAUUUAGGCAUUGAUCAUUUCCUUCAUUCUUCAGAAAGGUGGGUAUUAACAGUGUUAUUGGCUUUAUGUAUUAACAGUGUUACUGGCUAUAUUACCAAGAUUUUAUCCAUAAAAGUAGAAUGUAAUGGAAAAUUAAUCUGUGGUAUGGAAGUCACCACCAUAAUUUCCACCAUAUAUGUGAAAAUUUGAUUUUAACAUUUUAAUUUUGCCGUAAAUCAUGCACACACAAAUGGGAAAAUUAUAUUUCAGUUUGAUUAAAUAUUUUAAUCCUAAUAUAUUUUCAGCCACAGGACUUUCAUACAUUGUUGUGGUGUUCCCACUCGUGUAUGUCUGUCUGGGUUUCAGCAGUCUUGUAAUCAAAAGCUGUUCUGUCCUGCAGACUAGAGGGUUUACAGAUUUAAAUUCCUGUUAAGAUUUCCACAAUUAUAUUCUUCAUUAUCUGACAUUAUGUGACUGUGUUAAAGUACUGUGAACAUAAGUUAUUCUCAAAAACAUUACAAAUGACUCUUACAAAGGGCCACAGUAAGGGGUUUCCAGCAACUAGAGUUGAAAACAAGCUAAUUUCAUAAAAUCAGUUAGUGUUUUAGAAGUCUUUAAAGUUCGACCCACAGUCUAACAAUUUAUAUUUUCUCCAUAAUAUCGUAUCUUUGUAUGUUUUUGGGAUGUUUGUCACUGGGGGUUCUUGUACAGUGAUCUAAAGUUGUCAUUUGGCUUAAGUGGUGUUUUGAAAUAAAAUGUGAAUAUUAAUAAAGUUGUUUUUUUCACUGUC